CUUCAGCCUCAUCUGACCCUUCUCCAGCUGGGAUAUCAAAAGGAUCGGUGAGGUCAAGAAGUGAACCUCAGCAGUAUCAGGAAUAACAACCACAAACUUGGAAAAAUGAUAAAAGUCUAGUUAAACCACUUAACGAACCUGGACUCACCUGUGGGGUUAAACGUGUUUCUGCUCUGCUCCAUGUUGUUUUUGUGAGGGCUGUGAGAUGUCAGCUCCAGCUGACACAGAGGAGGAGGAGGAAGAGGAGGGAGCUCAGAGGAGACAGAGAGCAACCGAGGACGGAGGGAGACUCGCCGCAGCAGGUAAAUCUGCAGCAGCAAGGCUGGUGGCCAUGAGUCUGGACGAAGAUGCCCGCUGGCUGGAGUGGGUGACCAAACAGUUCGAGACCAUCGCCGGAGAGGACAAAGAGAUCGACCUGGAGGAGUUUAAAACAGCUCUCAAGGUCAAAGAGUCUUUCUUCGCCGAGCGUUUCUUUGCACUGUUUGACUCGGACGGCAGCGGCUCCAUCAGCCUGGACGAACUGCUCAAAGCUCUGGACCUCCUGAUCCACGGCAACGAGACCGACAAGCUCCGCUUCCUAUUCCAGGUCUACGACGUGGACGGCAGCGGUUCAAUAGAUCCAGACGAGCUGAAAACGGUUCUGAAGUCAUGUUUACGUGAGAGCGCCAUCUCUCUGCCGGAGGAGAAGCUGGAUGACCUCACACUGGCUCUGUUUGAGUCCGCCGAUAAGGACAACAGCGGCUCCAUCACCUUCGAGGAGCUCAAAGCUGAACUGGAGACGUUCCCCGAGGUGAUGGAGAACCUCACCAUCAGCGCUGCUAACUGGCUGAAGCCUCCUGAUCUGGACCAGAAGAAGCGUCAGACCCCUCGCUACCUGACCCGGGCCUACUGGCAGAACAACAGCCGGAAGCUGCUGUUCCUGGCUGUGUACUCCCUCCUUAAUCUGCUGCUGUUCAUUGUUGCCAUGUUGCGGCACAGCUACGGUGGGCCUUGGUUCAUGGUGGCCAAAGGCUGCGGCCAGUGCCUCAACUUUAACUGCACGUUCGUCAUGGUGCUGAUGCUGCGGCGCUGUUUGACCUGGCUCAGGGCCACGUGGGUGGUGAGGGUGUUUCCUCUGGACCAGAACAUCCUGCUGCACCAGAUUGUGGGCUACGCCAUCCUCGGAUUCACGCUGGUGCACACUGCCGCACACGCCUUUAACUUCGUCCAGAUGACGGAGAGCGGUGAGUACAGCCUGUGGGAGUACCUGCUGACCACCCGGCCUGGGAUUGGCUGGGUGAAGGGGACGGCCUCGCUGACCGGAGUCGUCCUGCAGGUGCUGAUCUGCCUCAUGGUGCUCUGCUCCAGCACGUUCGUGCGCCGCAGCGGACACUUCGAGGUGUUUUACUGGUCUCACCUGUCCUACGUGUGGGUUUGGAUCCUGCUGAUCAUUCACUGUGCAAACUUCUGGAAGUGGUUCGUGGUUCCAGGUCUGGUGUUCAUGCUGGAGAAGAUCGUGGGGAUCGCCGUGUCCCGUAUGGGAGGCCUCUACAUCGUGGAGGUCAACCUGCUGCCUUCCAAGGUGACUCAUCUGGUGAUCAAGCGUCCCCAGUUCUUCCAGUUCAAACCUGGAGAUUACGUCUUCAUCAACAUCCCAGUGAUCGCCAAAUAUGAGUGGCACCCGUUCACCAUCAGCAGCGCUCCCGAGCAGUCAGAUACUCUGUGGCUGCACAUCCGCUCGCUGGGCCAGUGGACCAACCGGCUGUAUGAGUACUUCAGAGAGUUGGAGAGCGAGGCUCCGGGUCCCGGCAGACUCGCCACCAGCCUGCGGAAGCGCCGGCAGCUGCCAAGAGCUCAGGACGACCUGUUCAGCUCUGCCGACGGUAACGGAGCCGUGGCGUCUAACGAGGACGGCGCCAUCGAGCUGACGAUGUACCGACAGAACGGCUCGCCUUCGGGCGAGGCCUCCGAGUCCGGAGCUCAGGGGCUCGUGCAACCUUUUCCAGACGGUCUGGGAUCAGCAGAGCGAGGCGAGAUUUCUGCCAAGCUGACUGAGAACCACAGAUUCUGCAACAUCAAGUGUUAUGUAGACGGGCCGUACGGGACUCCGACACGGCAGAUCUUUGCCUCCGAACACGCCGUUCUGAUCGGGGCAGGAAUCGGCAUCACACCCUUCGCCUCCAUCCUGCAAAGCAUCAUGUACCGGUACCGCAUGAGGAAGCAGAACUGUCCCAGCUGUAAAUACUCGUGGUGCGAGAACAUCAAAGACAGCGAGAUGAAGCUGCGCAAAGUUGACUUCAUCUGGAUCAACAGAGACCAGAAGUCCUUCGAGUGGUUUGUUAGUUUGCUCACCAAACUGGAGAUGGACCAGGCCGACGAGGAGCCGGAAGGACGCUUCCUGGAGAUGCACAUGUACAUGACGUCAGCGCUCAGCAAGAACGACAUGAAGGCCAUCGGCCUACAGAUGGCGCUCGACCUUCUGGCCAAGAAGGAGAAGAGAGACUCGAUCACUGGACUGAGGACCAGAACCCAACCGGGCCGACCCGAGUGGGGGAAGGUGUUUCAGAAGGUGUCUGAGGAGAACAAAGGGAAGGUACAUGUGUUUUACUGCGGCGCUCCCGCUCUGGCCAAAGUCAUCAAAGCUCAGUGUGAACACUUCGGCUUCAACUUCUACAAGGAGAACUUCUGAGGAGAUCACGGGCUGUCAGGACACACCUGCAGCUGUGUGUGUGUGUGUGUGUGUGUGUAUUGCUGAUGUUGUGGAGAUGUACGGAGUAUGGAGCUUGGUUGAAAGUGACCUAUUGUUAGAGCAGCUUUGCAUGAUUUACAGCUCAAAAUAAUCCUUCUUUAUCUGAAUCUGGCCCUGGGAACUUCCUUUCAAAGUGGAAUAAAGAAAAUUUGUGUUGUAUUUGUAUUUGUUGUAACUUCUGGUGCCCUCUUGGAAAAAAAG
Molecule: messenger RNA, 2929 nt
Organism: Oreochromis aureus
Lineage: Eukaryota; Metazoa; Chordata; Actinopteri; Cichliformes; Cichlidae
Gene: nox5
Product: NADPH oxidase, EF-hand calcium binding domain 5
Exons: 17
Coding region: 206-2668 (820 amino acids)
Biological process (GO): defense response; superoxide anion generation
Cellular component (GO): NADPH oxidase complex; plasma membrane
Molecular function (GO): superoxide-generating NAD(P)H oxidase activity; calcium ion binding
Source: RefSeq, a predicted model, not a curated record